AUGUCGCAAGUCGAGACGCUCGCCGAUGUCAUUGCCGACAUCAAAGCCUUGACGGUUUCUUCUCCAGACAUUGUAUCCGAGCUCACUCCCGCCUUUGAGAAAUACAACGAAGAACAACUGGUCACCGUUAAGCUGCCUGGCAGCAGCCAACCGGUCGUCAUCAGUUCACACAACGCCCUUGGCGACGGACGAUAUUACGACAAAGCUAGCGCUGUGAAAACCCAUGCGAUUGAAGGGCCUCAAGUCGACCUAGUUACAUCGACACUGAAAGGUCUUUCAGCAUAUGUCAAGGAGCACUUUCCAAACGCGUCAUACGGAGCGUAUCCCGUUGAAUCCGACUCCAAAGUAGCUAUUAUUAUCGUGGCCAACAAGUACAGCCCAAACAACUUCUGGAAUGGACGAUGGCGAUCCCAGUACAUAUUUGAUCCAGCUUCCGGAAGCCUGGAAGGCUCCAUCAAGGUCGACGUCCAUUAUUACGAAGAUGGCAACGUCCGCCUGCUUACCAACAAGCCCGUCACGGCUUCAAUUACUUCUAGGACUGGGGCCGGAAUCGCCAAAGAAAUCUCAGCAACGGAGAGGAAGUACCAGGAGGAGCUGAACAAGGGCUUUGUCAACUUGAGUGAAAACGCGUUCAAGUCGCUACGCAGACAGUUGCCAGUAACAAGACAAAAGAUUGCAUGGGAUAAAGUGAUGAGCUACAGGCUGGGACAAGAUAUCGGCGGGGGCAACUCUAAGGGAUCCUCCGUCGGAUCGAUGGGAUAG
This is a messenger RNA of Metarhizium brunneum ARSEF 3297, 762 nucleotides long. Lineage: Eukaryota; Fungi; Ascomycota; Sordariomycetes; Hypocreales; Clavicipitaceae. The record is from RefSeq and is a predicted model, not a curated record.